CGAUGGAGGCGGCGCCCGGGGAAAGGCAGCGGCGAUGGCGAGAUCCUCCGUGCGCGGCUUAGCUUGCCCGGGAAGCGGAGAGCAGCGGCGGCGGCGGCGGCGGCUUCCCCCCUCCGGCCCCGGCUGGCCGAGCUCGGAUGCGGCUCCGUCCGGCCGUCCCCGGAGCCUCCCGCCCCUCCGGCCGCCUCCAGCAUGAGCAGCGCCGGCGGCGGCCCCGGCAGCGGCGGCUCCGGCGAAGUGGUUUGCUCCGGCUGGCUCCGCAAAUCGCCCCCCGAGAAGAAGUUACGGAGAUACGCCUGGAAAAAACGAUGGUUUAUCCUUCGCAGUGGCCGGAUGAGCGGUGAUCCCGAUGUCUUGGAGUACUACAAAAACAAUCACUCCAAGAAGCCGCUGCGGGUGAUCAACCUCAACUUUUGCGAGCAGGUGGACGCCGGGCUGACCUUCAACAAGAAGGAGCUGCAGGACAGUUUCGUCUUUGACAUCAAAACCAGCGAGAGGACCUUCUACCUGGUGGCGGAAACGGAAGAAGAAAUGAACAAAUGGGUGCGGAACAUCUGUCAGAUCUGCGGCUUCAACCAGUCGGAAGAUCAUCCGGGUGAGUUCCACGCUUCACAUCGGGGGCGUCGAGAACUUUGGGCCCAGGAGAGCGGCGACAAAUGA
Thamnophis sirtalis is the source of this 660-nucleotide messenger RNA. Lineage: Eukaryota; Metazoa; Chordata; Lepidosauria; Squamata; Natricidae. The record is from RefSeq and is a predicted model, not a curated record.